AUGCAGCACAAUAAGUCCUCAGAUCUAUGGGUAGUCGCUCGCUCCGAGCUCGCCGCUAAAAAAUUAGCUUCAGAACGCCUUCAUCUGCCAGAAAAUGAAGAUGUUCUAGACACCUGGUUUAGCUCUGCUCUUCUUCCGUUUUCUUCUUUGGGCUGGCCGAAUCAAACCUCUGAUUCGUGUGACUUCGAGCGCUUCUAUCCACUUUCUUUGCUCGAGACUGGGGGGGAUAUUCUAUUCUUCUGGGUGGUUAGAAUGGUGAUGCUGGGUCUACAAUUGACUGGAAGAUUGCCUUUUCACGAGGUGUAG
Messenger RNA from Protopolystoma xenopodis, 306 nucleotides. Lineage: Eukaryota; Metazoa; Platyhelminthes; Monogenea; Polystomatidea; Polystomatidae. The record is from the annotation of a GenBank genome assembly.